Pogona vitticeps (central bearded dragon) is the source of this 1299-nucleotide messenger RNA. RefSeq names its product OTU deubiquitinase 6B (gene OTUD6B). Gene Ontology annotation, biological process: protein deubiquitination. Gene Ontology annotation, molecular function: cysteine-type deubiquitinase activity. The record is from RefSeq and is a predicted model, not a curated record. Lineage: Eukaryota; Metazoa; Chordata; Lepidosauria; Squamata; Agamidae.
CUUCCGGUUGGGCUAAGCCUGGCUUCCGCAGCCGGGCCUUGCACGUGGGCCCAGCCAGGCUGGCCGCGACCUGGCGGAGGGAAGAAGAGGCGGGGUCUUCCGCUGCCCUCGCCGCCAUGGAGCGGCCCGGGGAAGAUGGGGGUUCGCCGCCGGCCCUGGUCGGAGAAGCCAAAGGAGGCGAAGAAGCGGGAGACCCGCUGGAGCUGCUGGCCAGGCGGCAGCGGAAGGAAAAGCGCGACCUGCAAGCCAGAAUCCAAGGAAUGAAAAACACGGUUCCAAAGAAUGAUAAAAAGAGAAGAAAACAGCUCUUAGAAGAUGUUGCCAAGUUGGAGGCUGAGUUGGAACAGAAACACAAAGAAGAACUAAAGAAACUAAAAGAGGCAUUACCUGAACAGAAUAAAGAAUAUUCAGCAACUAUAAAUAUUGCACAAUUGGAGCUUGAGGACAAAGACAAGAUUCAGCCUUUCAGAGUAUCAAAAGCACAGAAGAGGCGGGAUAAAAAAGCAGCCUUGGAAAAGGAAAGAGAGGAAAGAAUUGCAGAAGCUGAGAUUGAAAAUUUAACAGGAGCUAGACAUCUUGAAAGCCAGAAACUUGCACAGCUUUUGGCUGCAAGGGAAUUGGAAAUUAAGCAGAUUCCAUCUGACGGUCACUGCAUGUACAGAGCUCUUGAGGAUCAGCUCAAAGAGCAACAAAAUUCCUGGACUGUAUCAACUCUUAGGAGUCGGACUGCAGAAUACAUGGGAAGUCAUAUGGAUGAUUUCCUCCCGUUUCUGACCAACCCGAAUACAGGAGAUUUGUACAGUCGAGAUGAAUUUGAAAAAUACUGUUAUGACAUAGCAAACACAGCUGCCUGGGGUGGGCAGUUAGAACUAAGAGCUCUGUCACACAUCUUACAAAUGCCUAUUGAAAUUGUUCAGAUGGAUUCACCUUCUAUUAUUGUUGGUGAAGAAUACAAUGGGAAGCCACUAACACUUGUGUAUAUGAGACAUGCCUAUGGAUUAGGAGAACAUUAUAAUUCUGUAAAACCACUGCUGGAUAGGAGUACAGAAAAUGAAAGCUAGCAGACAUCAGAAGACAUUGGGAGAUCAGUGCAUCUUUGCACUUUACGCUACUUGUCUUUGGAUGAGUUUUCAAAUAAACUAAUCCUGCUCAGAUCUUUCACAAGCUUUACAAGGUUGGAGAUAAAUUAUGUUUGAAGUCUCUUGUAAGCACUAUGGAAUUUAAUUUAAAUUGUGUUUUUAAAAAUAUCCCCUGAUGUAUUUGCAGUGUAAUUCAUAAUAAAUUUAUGUGUUACAAAAA